AAUUUUUAGAAUUACCCGAGAAACUAGCCUUAUACAAUAAAAUAGAAAUAAAAAUAUCAGUAUUUAUGAAUAAUGGAAUGUUUAUGCAUAACAACUAGUUAUUAGAUAUGGCUUGGAAUUACGUGAAUAGUGUUUUGGCAUUGAUAGGUGCGUGCUUCAGUGAACGCGCGGAAAAGCACCUCUAUAGCAACCACAGCCGGCGACUUGCAGUAGACUAUGUGCCAAAUACUCAAUAAGAAAUUGAAAAAUCAGCAGAAUGAUUUCACUAAUAUAGGUGAAAACGUAAGUAAAGUAAUGAUUAACUGAUAACCUAUUUAUAGUUUGCGAAUAGUUGAUACUUUAAACACAUUAUGUUUUGUUCAAUUUCGAUGCUGAUGGCGAAACUUGGCACAUUUUAGAGGGUCGGCUAGCCGCAGCAGGCAGCAGCAAGAAUGAAGCCAUGGAGUCUUUUGGAUGUUUAGUAUGAGCUUGGCACUCGCGUGGUGACUGUGUGCAAUAAUGAUCUGUUGAUUAGAACUUCGUCUGGGAUGGCUUGCAUCCCAAUGAGUUAACUAUGGCAACACAUGAAAAUCGUUCUGACAUCAAGCUAGUAUUGAAAAGCUAUCAAAAUUCUGCUGUGAAAGGCUUGCACGGGCCAAGUCCAUUUAUGAAUUCAGAGAGCGAGAAAAGAAAUAAGAAAACAGACCUACGAGAUUCUAACUCAAUAAAAGUUCUUGGUUACAAGAAAGUUCUACAACGUGAAGCAUUGCUGAGUUUCCAACAGCAAACUUCCAACACCUGUGAAAAAUCUACUCCGAAACAAAGUUGUGAGGAAACAUUUCCAAAAUCAUGUAUGACAAUCAGUGUAAACCGCUCUUUCCUGCAUUCACAACAGACCGAUUGUGGAGAUGAUGGCAAUUUGAAAUCCCAAAACCGGGUCUUGAAUCGUCCGAAUUUGCCGGGUGAUACUCGCCAGUGCCAUGGUUUCGAAUCGUUCGAUGCCGAUAGCGUAACUGCGGUUACAGACGGCGGCAAGAAGAUUGAGGAUGACCUUGAAAAAUGUCGUCCCGGGAUCGUGUCCAACGGCAAAGGCAAUUCCUAUCCCUACAAUUACUGUAACGAAGAGGAAAAGUCUUUAGAUAAACGAGCAAUUGCAUCAGCUGCACUUUUGCAGUUCCAUUACCAGAAGGAACCUUAUGACGAUCUCUCUCAUGAUGCCGUCAUCACUCGCUCGUCUCGAGCAUCUCCUAACUCUUACAGUGGAGGAUGGGCCGAAGUUGGUGUGUUUACUCCACCUUCUCCAUUCUCUCCAACUUCUUACUCCUCUCCUCCGCAUGCUCCUUUCCCUUUUGUUAUGGGCAAUGCUGAUGUUUGUGGGGGGAAGAGCGAAGCACUUCUUCUGGACCAUAAAGUGGCAUGCUUCAUUGUCGGCGGCGAGCGCAGGCUUUGCUUCCCUCAAGUGCUAUGCACUGCCCUGCGAGAAUUUUCUAUGGCGCAAAUUAAUGCUGAGUUGCAAUCUUUACAUAUUUACUUGUCUCUUUGUUCAACGCGACAACUGCAAGUGUUGAAAGACGCAUGCGCUCUGCCUCAUCACGUCACGUCGUGCGGACUCAUCACGUACUCAGAUGCUCAUCGUUUAACUCAUGCUCUUGUACACGCCAAUGCUCCGCAGCUAGACCCUCCCAAGACAGUAACCUUACCUUAUAAUUCUUCUUCUCACCAGUUCGUCACGAAUCUUAAACCAUCUCAACACACUCCAGUCAACAGCCACUCAACUAAUCAGCUCACACCCAAUAUCAUCGUCUCUCAUCGAUGUUUUGGCAAGUGUCGAGGUUGGGUUUACCUCUGUCUCUACGACAGCCCUGAUGCCAAGUGCAUUCAGUGCUGUGAAUGCAGGUCUUUCUACUCUCCCGAGGAGUUUGUAUGUCACGCCCAUCGGUCACUAGAGACACGCACCUGUCAUUGGGGAUUUGAUCCCUCCAACUGGCGGGUGUAUUUGCAGCUGGCAAGUGACCAACCUCUGCAGCCCGCGCCUCCCAGCAACACAGCCCCCAUUCUUCCCGAAACUUUCCUAGAGAAAUUCAAAAGCCAAUUUUCUCCCAACGGGAUUGGCAUCGCCCGCCCUAGACAGACGAACGAAUGUGAUCUCGGUCAUGGAGUACGGCCGUUGGACGAAACACCACACAUUGCGCAUCGCCUUCACUCAGAUGGCAGUGAGACAAGAGACCGUAAUAACGAUGUUCGUUCUGAUUGCGAAGAGGAAAGUAGUCGUGACUGCGUCACCAUCAUCGAUGAACGGCUGCCUGGCGGCGGUGGAGCGAACAGCUCAUUUGAUGGCGAACUGGGGCGACUUGCAACUCUCUCCGUCCCAUCCAAAUCUGGCAAAAGUUUUGCGCCUCCUCCUGCUGCCCUCGUGCGAGAAAGCAUGCCUGCUCCUCUGCCUCCUAACCUGAGGAGUAAGGGACCUCCCAUGCUAGUCGAUCCCGCUCUGGUGGUGCCGUUAUCCCAGUAUGACAAAUUCCGUCACUAUCAACCCAAUAUCACGCUUGCCAUUCCGAAACACAGAGAAACUGAAUCAGCCAGAGAAAACUCUUUUUGCGAAGUCCCCCUCAAAAUCACAGACAAAUUCGGUGCUUGCGAUGUCAAAGAAGUUAAGGCGAAAGAUCGACAUCCUGAACAUUCAGAGGUAGUCUCCUCAAACACUCUGUGGGAUUCUUCAGAAAAACGAGCCUUGCCGAACUUAAAACUCUUGAAUGCACAUGCGGCAAGUAAGAGCUACGCUAUUUCACUCCCUGAAGGAUGCAAACUGUCUGAAGAAACGCACUACAGAGCAAUUAAUGAGCAAAUAAUGCCUGUUAUUAAGGAUAUUUCCAGUGGCCCGGCUGAGAGGGACGUGAAUAAUGGUAAACAAUAUUUUACUCCACAAGAUCUUGGCUUGUUGUCUAUGAGUGGAGCUUCAGUACCUAGAGAUCUUCAAAUUAUUAAACUGGAUUCGACGUACAAUGGCGACGGACGUUCAUUGCGUGAUGUGCGAGGCACUGUUUCUUCUCCUACUGAUCUCAAAAUCUUCAAACUCGCUCCGCCGAUGCAACAAAGAAAUGAACCAUGGGAAUUUCACGAUAAAAGAAAGACUGAAUAUUUCCUGGCAGCACCAAACAUCAACAUUAAAGAAGAAAAUAUCACAGACCAAGAAAGUGAAUCUUCUUGUGGUAGAAGAUUUUGGGAAAAUGUUCACCAAUCAGCUCGCCAAGUUCAUCUGCUGGCUCAAGACGACACAAGUGCUGACGAAAACAUCCGACUUCGUGAAGCUGCUAGGAGUUACGUCGGAUCAUCCAAGGCCAGCGUCAGACGUUUGGACUGCACUACGCCCGGUGAAGGGGGCGUCUGCAACCAACCUGCCCUGCCACGCGGUAUUAAGUCUGAAGUCACCACCAACUCGGAUGCAGCUGAGAAAAAACAAAUCGUAGAUGAGAUUGAAAAUAUCUUGAAGCGGUGGUCGGACAAGCAAUCGGUUUCUCGGAUUCUCUCAUUGGUUCAACGUCUGGUUAUCGAUGAAGAACUUGGUGAAGGAGAUCAAAACGCGCCCGUCAUCUAUCCAACAGCGACUAAAUCAUCGACUUCGAAGGGGCAUCCUGAAAUCAAAUGCGUUGUUCCUCAUUCACAACAUGAAAAAGGGCUUCUCACCGACAAACUUUCCGCAAAUUCUCCUGGUUCCUGUGCUAGCAAUGAAGUGACCAUCGCAGGGAUUUGUAGUCGAUCUGAAGCUGAAUCCGUGGUACAUUUCGAGUCUAAUGAGAAUCUGGAGAAUAACCCGGACUCCAAUGAUAAGCGGUUAUCAAGAAAUGUGUGUGUUCGUUCUUGUGGUAAUGACGGCGUUAAUGAAAUUGUAAUUGAUCUCAAAAAACCAAAAACUGCUGUUAAGAGUCAGUCGUUUACUUGUGAUAACGAAACGAAGGAUGAGAUGAGCAACAGCAGCGUUACUUCAACUGCCGAGGAUAGCUCAACAAGCGCACCGCCAGCUAUCAAGCUUUUAGUAAAAGAAGUCGACACUAUUAACGCAGAACCAGCUAACAAUGCAAGUGCCAAAACUCCGGUGGAAACUUUGGAUAACGGAAGUAACCAACGACGUAAUUUUAACGGAAGCCAAGGUAGCAAGUCGCUGUCAUCACCAAGCCAUUCGAGUGAGAAGAAAUUAACAGUGAAUGCUGCGUACAAACGCCAUCAUCAAGAUGAAAAGACACAUGAGGCGCUGUCUCCCAAAUUACAGACCUGCAUCUACUCUUCGGAUACGGAGAUGACGCAACUGAAGAGGGAAUUACAUUGUGUCAAGAAGCAGAAAACACUACGUAUUCACGAAGCGCUCUCAGCUCCGGAAAGGAAAGGCAAUAACGGUAAAUCAUCUUCCAACAUUCCCGAGCAUGAAGAUCAACAACAGCUCUCUAAAUCAAGGGACUCAGUGGAGUCACCAAUGCAAAAGGCUCCGUCAAAAAUUAUCGAUGAUUUGCAAUAUGAUGGAGAUUCGAAAAAAAGUCUUUCAAAAACUAGGGAAAUAGGAGAGAAGCUUUCUGUUAGCAAUUUUUUGAUACCUGUUUCCACAGUUUUUGAAGCAGAACACGCCUAUCCGAAUCCUGAUGUUGCUCGAAAAGAUAGUUUUUCUUCAGACGAACACAAGAAGAAAAAGCGAUCUGAAUAUCGUCCUUCUGAAGAACGAAGCAAAGUUAUUCGAGAUUUCUCAGUGCAGGAAGAUAACAAGUCGAUUCGUCCUAAACUUUCUGAUUGUUAUAAAAAAGAUGACGUAGAUGUAAAAAAUGCCCAUGGUUCUAUAAUUAAAGCUGGUGCAGAAAUGCUAAGUGAAGAGCAACAGGACUGAAAGCAAACGUCAACGACAAAGCUCAGAACCAUGAUCGGAUUUUCUCUUGGAUAGAAUGUGUUCGAUGUUAGUGGUUGAAAUUUUCAUAAUUAUUAAAGGGGAUGUUACAAGUUUUUUCUCUUGUGAAGAACCUCAGUGCUUAUUCUUCCCAAGUCUCUUGUUAGGAAAUGAAGUAUUUAUUAAAUACAAAUUACAUGUGUCGCUUUUGUUGGAAUUGUGCUCGCACCACCAGACACUGUCUGACUGGUCAUUGUAUCAAAGCUUAUCAUAGAUUGAAAUUGCCAGCUUUAAACACUGCCAAAAUUAUCUGCACUUCCAGCUAGAUGCGCAAGCGUGACUUGUCGUUCGCUGCUGAAGUCAAAAGUAAUUCCCGCUUCUCUCAGAAUUAACUUCUUUUGAUUUUAUCUGGACAGUUUGAUAUAUUUUCUCUCUUGUGUGCUAUACAAGUGUCACGUUUACAAGGGCGAAUAUUAAUCUGGGCGUUUCUAUUGUAAAUUCAAUUGUCUUUCAUAGUAAUUUGAGUUAUAGGUGUUUUGUUGAUUAAGAAUGUAAUGAGUUUCUUUUGUGAUAUUAAGCUAGGACAAUUGUAGCUUGUACCAAUUUGAAUGUUAUUCUAAAGUUUAAUUGUAAAGUGUUAAGUUUGUAAGCUUAGUUAUUUAGUUAGAGGAUUAAUUUGAAAGAAAUGAGAUGAACUCAUCCAAUCGCAGAAGUCACGAUGUGCUGGGAAACUAAUAAAAAAAAAGGCUUCUGUGCACCGUUCAUUUUGAACAUUCAAUGUACUUUCUUGUGUUGCCAACUUACUGUUUAUCUUUGCACUGCAGGAACCAUUUUAAAAACUUUAUUGUUUUGUAAUUUCGUUGAAAAUGGAUGUGCUUAAGGCACAGUGCAUCAAUAACUACAACCUGCCAUUGCUCUGUGCCUCGAGAAUCACGGAGCUUAUAAGUGGUUGCCAUUUAAUGCGUGCUUGGCGCGACUUAUUCGUGGUUACCUAGUUUCAUAUGAGAUGCGAACUUGACUUAAUUUAGUUGAUCAUUAGGUUAGAAAUGCUAACUUGUUUGUUGCAAUUCAUUUUUGUUCUUAUCGAAGCAGAGAGCACCGUUGUUUCUUAAUUAAAUAAUGUUUCGAAACCAAUUUCUGUUGAUCUAUGGAUAUAUUGAACGAAAUCACAGUUUAACUCUUCAACUAUUAUUAUUCGAGAUAAUUGCCUGGGCUUAAUUGCCUUUAGGUUCAAUGAGAGUUUUUUCUAAAAGCAUUCGACUUGGGGCAAUUUUCAGUCUAGGUGAAUGGGAUUAAUUUUUCUUGGCGGUUUUUCAUUUCUUCCAGCUAAUAUUGGCUGUUCGAACGUCUUGUAUACGUCGACACUUGAUUAUAUUCUCAAGUCGCCUCUUGUGUUCAAUUUAGCCAGUAAAUGUGUUCAGUAAAUUUAUUGUUUCAUGGUGACUUCUCUUAAUUGUAUGUCUUGGGUUGUAUUCUCAUUGCAUUCUAAUGAAAUAUUAUGGAUGUAUCUUUGUAGAGAAUUGUGUCAUGCAGAAGCUGAAUUUUGGAAGAUUCAUUUUUAUAUUGCUGCUAAAUAUUCUGUGCAAAAUACAAUACGAGUUUUUUCUUAGAUAACGUGCAAUUGUGAUUAAUCAAUGGCGUUAUUAACUCCUCAGUGCAGCACGCAACUUCAUAGUGUCUAUAACUUGCCUCAUUGCUUGUUUGCUUAAGUAGGGUUCAACAAUUAGGUCUUAAUUACCCUUCUGUCCAAGGUCGGCCUUCACUACAAUUGGUAUUUUAGGAAAUAUAAUAGAUAUAAAUUAAAUUAUAUGAUAUUGGCACACAUAGUAAGAAGAUGCUUCAAAAGUUAUAAAAAUUGUUGAAGCUCUAUGAGCUUGAACGGCUGUGCAGUGGAAAUAAAUAUUAUAGAGUGAUUUCCUCCUAUCUGUGUUGCUGAAUUUGCAGUUAUAAAAGUGAUCCGUCGCAACCUUUAUUGUAUUGACGUAAAAAGGCUUAAAAUGAUAGGGGUCACAUUCACAGGUUAUGAAUAAGCUAAUAUUCUGUUGCACUUCUUUUAUCCAUCUGCAAUUUGUUACUCGUUUUCAAAUUUUAUUCCCGUGUAUAUAAAGUUGGAAUGUUGCAAUUUCUUCAUCCACAAGAAACUGGUCGUGAAAUACGAAUGCUUUGACUGUCACGAAGUUCUUUUCAAAGAAGUCUCUCUUUUUACAAUAAUUUAUAAUGAGGAUUGAACGAUCUUAUUGAUACAUAUGGACUUGGCGGUUUGAUACAAAAUUACGUAAUGUGAAGCGCGGUGGAUGUUGAAUAAUUGAAAGUUGUACAUAAUGUAGUACAUGUAAGAUUAGUUGCAAAAUGACUCUUGAAAUAUUUAGGCAAAAAUAUUUAAUGCUGCAGAACUUAGUUUCGAUAGUUAAUAGUGUGCGAUAUUCUGAUAUCCAGAAUUUUCGUACUGGCCAACUUGAAAUUUCUUGGAUAUAUUCGGGCUAAUGCAGGUGUUGUGAUUUAAUUUAUAUUAUUGUUCGCGAAUGUUGGCUACCAGUAAUUGUUACACUUUGCGACGCAUUCGUUCAUUAAUUGUAAGCUUCUUGGCCUGUUUUCUAUCGACUUUCUGGUUCCAUGCUUUAUAACCUCGGUACUUCAAUGCUUUACCUUAGCAGCUCCGCGCAUCACUUCACAUCAGACGUUGUGCGCGGUAUGAAAUUUACCAUCGUAAGUGCCAAUCACUACCGAACUAUUAUAAAGAAGAUUGAUCAACUUUGCCAAGUCGUAAUUAGAGCAAUAAGAUUGAACAGGCGCACUGCCAUACGAUGGAUUUAGGUCUGUGGUUCUCUACUCUGUCAUAAUCUGGUGAAAUUUUAAAUUAAAUUCCUCUGUUGGAAAUCUUAGUCGACCCGUUCAAGCUAAUUAUGUUCUUCAAAUACGAUCAACUUCCACUUGUAAAACAUCUACUUAAAAACCGUGGAAGGCAUUAAUUGGCAUCACAAUCUACUCAAUUCCUUAUAGCGUCAAUCUGUGCUUUUUUAUAUUGGAAUUCUUCACAUUGAACGUUGUGAAAGUAACGUGCAAUGGUCAAGUAGGAAAUUGUAACACUAUAAUAUAUGUAGGAUGUACAGAUAUUUUGAAGAAAAACUUACAAUUCGUU
This is a messenger RNA of Hyalella azteca, 7985 nucleotides long. RefSeq lists its product as uncharacterized. The coding region runs from base 554 to 4849 and encodes 1431 amino acids. Gene Ontology annotation, molecular function: RNA polymerase II cis-regulatory region sequence-specific DNA binding; DNA-binding transcription factor activity, RNA polymerase II-specific; SMAD binding. Gene Ontology annotation, cellular component: nucleus. The transcript has 6 exons. Gene Ontology annotation, biological process: negative regulation of BMP signaling pathway. NCBI's taxonomy places the organism in Eukaryota, Metazoa, Arthropoda, Malacostraca, Amphipoda, Hyalellidae. The record is from RefSeq and is a predicted model, not a curated record.